This is a messenger RNA of Ylistrum balloti, 2402 nucleotides long. Its product is annotated as zinc finger protein 227-like. Bases 113 to 1891 code for a protein of 592 amino acids. NCBI's taxonomy places the organism in Eukaryota, Metazoa, Mollusca, Bivalvia, Pectinida, Pectinidae. The transcript is spliced from 3 exons. The record is from RefSeq and is a predicted model, not a curated record. Gene Ontology annotation, biological process: regulation of DNA-templated transcription. Gene Ontology annotation, molecular function: DNA-binding transcription factor activity, RNA polymerase II-specific; RNA polymerase II cis-regulatory region sequence-specific DNA binding.
UUUUUUUAGAAUUCGAAAUUCGACAAGAAACGUCAUGUGGUCUCUUGUAGAUCAUAACACCGCAUAAUACACGAAAAACCGACUCAGGGACUUGUCAGGGAAUUUCCAGCUCAUGUUGCCUAUAUAUACCGUGGAUGGGAAUUUGUGCCAAGUUCGUGUGCAAAUUAUUACUUCAAGAUGGUUACUGAAAAAACCCAGCAGGGAUUGGGAAAGUUUAUAUGGCAUUAAUGUGAGAAAAAAGGAAAUUAUGUUGACCAUGGCACAAAGCAUUACAACAAUGAAUGUACCAGAACUGUAUGAAAGAACAAUAGGAGAAAUUGAAGAAAGUAUGGAGUUGCUCCAAACCCCAACAUGCUCUGAAGAGACACCAAAUCUCGUUAGAAAUGAUGUUAAUUGCAACGAGUUUGAUCAUACAAGUGACCAACAGAAACCACCCAAAUGUAUUGGUGAGCGACCAUAUACAUGUUCUGUAUGUGGUAGGGGAUUUUAUGAGGAAGAAAAGCUUCAAAAACAUCGAAGUCGACACAAUGGAGAGAAGCCAUUUAAAUGUGAGAUCUGUGGUAAGGGUUUGAGUAGGUCUACCCAUUUACAAGAGCACAUCAGAACACAUACAGGAGAGAAACCUUUUGAAUGUGAUGUGUGUGGUAAGACAUUUAAUCAAACAGCAAAUCUAUUGAGACACACCAGGACCCAUACAGGGGAGAAGCCGUUUGAAUGUGAUGUGUGUGGAAAAGGCUUUAGUCUGUCACAACACCUGAGAACUCACUACCGAUCACAUACAGGAGAGAAACCCUUUAAGUGUGACAUAUGUGAUAAAAUGUUCAGUGAGUCAGGUAAUCUUCAAAAACAUACCACUACACAUACAGGGACAGAGUCGUAUGGGUGUGAAGUGUGUGGGAAAGGAUUUACCACAAGUUCUAGUCUUCAUUCUCACAUCAGAACACAUACAGGAGAGAGACCGUACAAGUGUGAUACCUGUGGUAAGGAGUUUAGUCGCGCAGAUGUACUUCAGCGGCAUAUCAGGACACAUACAGGAGAGAAGCCCUAUAGUUGUGAUUUCUGUGGUAAGAAGUUUAGUCAGGCAAGUCAACGACAGAAACAUCACAGAAUACAUACAGGAGAAAAACCAUACAAAUGUGACGUCUGUGGUAAAAAUUUCAGCUUGAUUCAAAAUCUGCAAACCCAUAUGAGGACACAUUCUGGAGAUAAACCUUACAAAUGUGACAUCUGUGGGAAGGAUUUUAACCACAGAUCUAACCUAAAGACACAUAUUAAAACACACCUAAAAGAUAAAGAGUUUAAAUGUGAUGUUUGUGAAAAAAGUUUUUCUACAUCAAAUGAUUUACAUGCACAUGUUAUGUCACAUACUGGAGAGAAAGCAUUUAUAUGUGGUGUGUGUGAUAAAGGUUUUAGUAGAUCUCAAUAUCUUAAGAUACAUAUGAGAACACAUACAGGAGAAAAACCCUACAAGUGUGAUAUCUGUGGUAAAGAAUUUAAUGACUCGCGUGAUUUGAAAAUACACAUUAGAGGACAUACUGGGGAGAAACCUUAUGUGUGUGGUAUCUGUGGUCAGGGCUUCAAGCAGACAUCUAAUUUAACAUCACACCUCAAAAAGCAUUCUGAAGAGAAACCAUUUGUGUGCCAUGUUUGUAGUAGGGCAUUUAAACGAGCAAAUAAUCUGAAGACGCACAUGAAGACGCAUACAGGAGACAAGGCACACACUUGUGGUGUCUGUGGUAUAAAAUUUAGUCAGUUUUGUAACCUACAGAGACACCUAGUGACACAUUCUGAUGAUAAAGAAACAGUUGGUGAGAUGUAUCUGGUGAAGAAUUCCCACAAAUCUCCCUCCUUCAUUACAGAGACACAGACAACCUAUGUAAUUCCUACUUAAUAUAUCUUGACCAACAUGAUAAGCUAUAUACUAAGAGGUGGUAUCUAAAACAUGAUUUAUACAAACCUAAUCCACUGAUCGCACGAAGGAAUGAGUAGCAUAUGUCUGUAGUAAGUUAUGAAUAGUUAAGGUAAAUCUUUCAUUUAUUUUAUAGAUACAGAAAAGCUACAUUAAUCCUUAGCUUCCAAACAUCUCAGAACUAAAAGGAAGAUUGUUCUCUCUUUAAGGAACAGGCUGUAGGGCCUCUGGCACAAAUAUAUGAUUUAUAAUAUAUACUGUAUAAUUAGCUUGAGCCUUAAUGAAGAAGCAUCUUGAAACACAUGCUUGGAAAAAUACAUGCUUGUUCACAUAUGAUGUAGUAUUACAUCUCAUUUGUCACUGGUUAAAGAGGAAUUGUAACCUAGAACACUUUAACUUUGGCUUAUAUAGGCUUUUUGUUAAUUUGCUAGACAAUGAAAUAUAACAAAUGUGAUUCAGUGUAUACAAUUAUUUUCUUUACAUUCUCUAUAUG